AUGAACUAUCUGCGUGCCACACGUAGUGUAGAGUGUUCGUCUGCGGCGCAGGACCUGGCGAGAUUGGUGUUUACAAGAAGAUCAAAUAAUAAUAUCAAUCAAUUCAUUUUAGAUUCAGACGAUGAAGUCUUGGCUAAGCGAGUUGUUAGACUCGAAUCUGAGAAGUACGAUUUGAAGAAAGCUCUGCGAAACAAAGAAGCGGAACGCAUGAAGUUACUUGUAGAGAAAGAUAGAAGAAAGGAGAGCACGUCUUUCAGAAAGGAACUGAAGUUAACAGAAGAGAAAUGCGGACGUCUUGAACAAAUGUACAGCAGAAGAGAAGAGAAAUUGCUGGCGGAAUCGCAGAGAUACAAGAAAGAGCUGGAGAAGGUAGAUGUUGAAAAUGAACGAUUAAAGUGGUAUCUGAAAUACGAAAGAGAAGAGUAUAAAGCACUUCAUGAUAAAUAUAAGAACGAAAAGAUCAUUACUCGUGUCAAAUUGGAAAGAUUCCAGGACAUAUAUGAAGAAGAGAUUUUGGAAACCAGAUACCGAUAUGAGAUGUUGCUGAACGGUGUUGAGCGCGAAGUGGAUCGCUUGAAAUUUAACAGCAGAGAAGAGGAUGGCGACGAAGAUGAAAGUAGAUCAGGUAAUGCUAAGAAGGGAUAUGUUGACGCAUCGAAGUCAUACAGAGUGACGCAGCUUGACGUUCAUGAAGCUGCACAAGAAAUCCUCCGUUAUAAUGAGGACAUGAAACGGGAAAGUGCGCAAUUGUUGCAAGCUCUGGAUAAAUUCAAAAAUCAGACUGAAGAUUACCUCACGCUUCGUAAAGUUUAUCUUAAUAAGAUAAAAAAAAACUUUUCUCUUGAAAAAAUAGGGAAAGAGUUUGAGAAAUUAGAUGUGAGAGACAUGGAGAGAAAAAUUGGACGACCAUUUGGAUUGGAUAGUCGCAUCCACACAUCAGUGGGAAUUGAGAGACGUGAUGAAAGUUUAUAUUACUUUCUGAGAGAGAAAGAGGGAAAAGUGGAUGUUAUGAAGAUCGAAAACGAAUCCUUGCGCGCUGAGAAAGAAGAAAUGUGUGCCAAAAACGAAAGAAGCAAAUCCAAACUUAAGGCUUACCAGGAUGUGAUUGAAGAGAAAGAAAAGAAGAUUGGAGAUUUGAAGGCAAAGAUAACUGAAACUGACAACAGUGCUAUAGAGAUAAGACGCUUGAAGGAAGAUUUGAAGCAACAUAAAGUUCAAAUUCAAGAGUUACAGAAGACACUUGUCACCAAAGAAAAAGAAAUUUUUCGCUUGCAGAAAGAGCUACGAAAAAUUGGAAAUCAACAACCAAGAAAAGACGAAAAUGGAAUUGCCUUUGAGAAAGAUACUGGAGAUCAAAUGGGUUGCAAGGAUAGAAGAGAAGAAAAGGAAAAAGAAAAAACAAAAGAACAAGAACUCGUGGCUGCAGUUACGGAUAAAGAAAAACAGAUCAAUUUGUUAAAGUUUCAGUUGCAAGAAUUGGAAAAGCAAAAUGCUAAAGGAAGGGAAAUGAGACAGAAGCAACAUGAAAGGGAAAUGAUCCUAAAGAUAGAGGAGAUUAAGCUGUUAAAAUUUGAAUUUGAACAAGCCGAAAAGAAAUCUAAGCUCCACUCUGAUAAACCAUUGAAAGAGAUUAAACUGCAAAUCGAGAAACAACAAACCAUCGAGGAUAUGUUGGUUAGAGAGGAGAAAUUUAGUAGUGAAUUGGAGAAAGCUAAAGGUGAAAUUGUUUCUCUACAAAGCGAGUUGAAGGCAAAAAUACUUUGCGUUGAAGAGAAACGUGAAAAGGAAAUUGAGUUAGAAAAGCAGAUUCUAUAUAAAAAUGGAAAAAUUAAGCUUCAUGGAAAGGAAUUAACUGACAUGAGUCAACGCUACAAUAACAUUAAUGAUAAAUGCAAGGACCUUCAAAGUAAAUUGGAAGAUUGCAAAGAAAAUUGCAAAGUGCUACAGGAACAGUUACAAGAUCAAAGUAUGAAACACGAGAGAGAAGUUUCCAAUGCAGUAAAUGAACUCGAAGAAAGAUGCGAAACGUUGCAAAAGAAAUUGGAAAAUGAGAAAAGGCUAAGAAUAAACGAAAGCCAACAUCCCAACGAGAGAGCAAAAGCGCAGUUUGAAAUUGAGCUUUGGGAAGAAAAGUGUAAAAACGUGAGAAGUGAACAUGAAAAAGAAAAGAGUGGUGCGUGUGAGGAGAAAUGCAAAGAUUCGUUGGAUGAUAGUAAAGAGAUGUUAGCUGAAUUGAAAACCUGGAAAGAAAAUUGUAUCAAGCUACAAGAACAGUUAGACAGAGAACGUAAGAUAAAGGAAAAUUUAUUAUCUCCCGAAAUCGACGCGUUAAAAAAACAAAUAAAAAUAUUGGAAAGUGAGUUACAAGGAAAAGAAGUCACGAUGAAUGAAAGAGAGAAAACUUUUGAAUUAAAUAACAUGGAGUUGCAGCAACUAAAAGAUGAAUUUGCCAACAGAGAAGAAUCUAUGAAACAGAAUGAUGCAAAGAUGAAGCAGAAGUAUGACAAACUAAAUGAAAUAGAGGAGAAGCACAGUUGGGCUACUAAGAGAAUCAUGGAGCUUGAAGAUCUUUUAAAGAAAGAACAAACUCAACUUAGUGAACAUAAAUUACAAGAUGAGAAAAAAAUCUCAGAUAUGGAAAAACAAAUCCACGAUUUGAAACAAGUAAACACACAAAGUCAAGUCGAACUAUCAGAUUUGAAGUUGAGCAAUUCGCGUUUAUUGGCCAGUAAGAAGGAGUUGGAAAAGCGAGAACGUAUUUCUGAUAAGCAGGUAUGGAAUCUACAAGAAAAGGUUUACAAUUAUGAACAAGAUAUUAUUAAAAAUAAUGUGAUCUUGGAGGAGCAGAAACAGAUCAACCAGAAGCAAAAAGAACAGAUUGAGUUUUUGAGAAAGAAAGAGAGAGAACAUAACGCGGAAUUACAAAAAUAUAAAAACAACACAAAGAAUGAAGAAAAAGUCAACGAGCUUUUAAACUUGUUAGCAGAAGAAAAAAAGAAAGUCAAAGAAAACGAAGAAAGGUGCAGGAUAUUGGAAGAAGAUAAAAAAAUGAUUAUAAAGGUUGUUGAACAAAAACAAGAACAGAUAAACUUAUUAAGCAGCCAGUUGAAGGAGAGUCAACAAUCUGUGGAAGAGCAUAAGAAAUUAAAAAGAAGAAACUGCAUUGAAGAUCAGAAGGAAAUCAAUAAGAGCCAACUCGAGCAAAGUCAAGAAAACAACAAAGUUGAAUUGGAAAAACUUCGUCAUCAACUUUCACUAGCUCAAGAAGAACUUGCAAAAUUACAACAGGAAAAAGAAAUAUUGAAAAAAGAAUACGAUAACAAGUUGUACAACAACAAAAUAAAAAUAGAAAACCUACAAGAUGACAAAGAUAUGUUGAAAAAGAAGUUACAAAAACUACAAGAUGAAACUAAGAACAACGAAACAGAAACAUCUGUCCUUAAAAAGAAAAUUGAGCAUCUUACAAAACAGUCAUCAGAAUUAGAGAAAGGUUAUUUGAACGAAAAAGCGAAAGUAUUGCAAUCCAAUGAAAUUACCACAGCAUUAAACACCGAAAUUGAUCAACUUAUUGCAGAUAAAGAGAUUUUGCAAGAACGUUUAGAAAAUGAAAGAAAUGCAAAAUUAACAAACCUGGACAUGGAUGAAAAAAUCAAAGAAUUAGAAAAUGAAAAAGAGGAAAGGGAUAUACAAAUUGGCGAACUGCAGCAAGCACUAGUAGCGCAAGAUGAAACUAUUGACGAUCUAACACGAAUGAUAAGACAGCUGGAAUUUCUUCUCGAAGAAGAACACAACGCGCAAAAAGAAAAAAAGGAUCGCCAAAAAAAUAUAACAUUGACUAAAAAAAACACCAAUAGCAAUAAUGGUUUAAAAAGAAAGAGUCCAACUGAGAAUCAAAAGAUGCACAUGUCGCCAGAAAACAGUGACAUUUCUGACGAAGAAAGUUUCGGGAUCCCACUUGCCAGACAAUUCACAGCACAUCCUAGCGAUUUUGAUGAUGACAACAACGAUUAUUAUGACGAUGGCAACGAUCAUCACGGUUACCUGCCUGAUAAGGCAUCCCAGAAAAAUCUCAAUGCUGGUCAACAUAUGAAGCGUCAAAGCGAUGAUGAUCAUCAAUACAGUUACCUUCCUAAUAAAGCAUCACAAAAAAAUAUCAAUGCUGGUCAACAUAUGGAGCAUGAUAGCGAUGGCCAUGAACUUUUUGUACCCACAUUGGGAAUGUUGCAGAAUUUAAUGGCACAAGAACUUUACCAUGAAGAAUAUAUGAAAAACAACCAUAACAACGCACCACAAAAGGCCAAGGUUACAAUGCCACCAAUAACGCAAACACAACCACUACCACGUGGAAAGUUGGCUCCACUCGGAACACCAGCCUUUCCUUCACCAGCUGGAAAAUUAGCACCACUUGCUCCGAUAAAGACUCAAACAAUUCCACAUUUAGCACCGAUUAAAAAAACAGCUCCACUGGGUAGAAAAUUGUCACCAUUAGAUCGUGGUAAAAAAUUACCUCCUAUAAAAUUGGGGAAGAAACUUUAACUUUUUUUACUAACUUUUAUUAUAUUUUUAAAUUAUAUACGAGUGACUUUUAUCUUAUCCUUUCCGUGGUUCAUAAAUGAUGAUAUCGACCAAUCUCUUCAUUGCGAUUCAUAGAAAAAGAUUUUCGGACAGCUUUUUUGUUAGAGAUCGUUGUCUACGUUUACUCUUAAUAUAAUUCUUUCACCUCAUAAGAAACACGUAUAUUCCUUUUGGAUUUUUUGUAGCUAAAUAACCGCUUCGAAACUGCCUUAAAUUAGCUGAAAGUUACCUGCCGAUGAAUGAUCAUGCGGCGACAAUAAGAUAUCCCGGCAAUAUGAUAUCGCUUAAUACCAUUUAAUUCAACAAAUUUUUGUAUUUAAUCUCAUAAGUAAGACCACAAUGCUUAUAUACUUUUUUGUUAAAACACCGUACAGAGCAAAUUAGGUUAUAGCACCAUCGUUAAGUACAUGCACUUUGAAAUUGUUAAUGUUUACGUAUGGACUUAGAAUUAAAAGUUAUAAAUUUUUUUGAUCAAGACCAGUGGCGUGUUCCACAAUUAAAACAUCACAGAAACUGCCAUUAGUCCCUAUCAACGUUCUUACCAGGCCUGCCCGACCCAAAGUAUGUCUUUCACAGCCUACCUGUCAAAAGCAGCAUUUGUCGGGCGAUUCUAAUCGGUAAUUUUUUCAAACAUUUUUCCAAUAAACAUAAACUAUGGAUUUUAGUUAUAGGUUUUAUUUUUAAAUACUGUUAACAAAAAUUUUUUGAUUACUUUUAAUUUCAAAACAAUUGGCUUGCACAGGUACUGUAGAUUGAAGCAAAAAACUUAAAUUAAAAAAGUAGGUAACAUGUUGCUAAAACAAAGUCAUACUCAUUUUUUAUUUUCUACGUACUUUUCGAUACAAGCGUCACGAGUAUUUCUAAACGGUGCUGUCUAAAGUUUGCAAAAGCUUAAGCAGAUCAAAAGGAGAGAUCACUGACAAUGAUAAUUGAUGUUAAAAUGUAUCGACCAUUUUUUAAAUUAUAAACUCAUAACUCUUCUUUGACAGAAACUUUCAAUAUAUAACUGAAUAGUUAUAAGAAUAUUGAAUGCAAAGCUUUCUACGCAUUUGGCUAA
Molecule: messenger RNA, 5632 nt
Organism: Hydractinia symbiolongicarpus
Lineage: Eukaryota; Metazoa; Cnidaria; Hydrozoa; Anthoathecata; Hydractiniidae
Product: trichohyalin-like
Exons: 5
Coding region: 1-4536 (1511 amino acids)
Source: RefSeq, a predicted model, not a curated record